Molecule: messenger RNA, 1736 nt
Organism: Scomber japonicus (chub mackerel)
Lineage: Eukaryota; Metazoa; Chordata; Actinopteri; Scombriformes; Scombridae
Gene: ftcd
Product: formimidoyltransferase cyclodeaminase
Exons: 14
Coding region: 63-1682 (539 amino acids)
Molecular function (GO): transferase activity; folic acid binding
Source: RefSeq, a predicted model, not a curated record
CGAUGAGACCUUCAGACUGACAGUGUGAGCUUGUGGAUGAGUGAAGUCAUUCUGCAGACGCCAUGGCUCAGCUGGUGGAGUGUGUCCCAAACUUCUCUGAGGGCCGAAACAAAGAGGUGAUCGAUGCCAUCUCCGCAGCCAUCUCCGCUACGCCCGGCUGCAGCGUGUUGGACGUCGACCCGGGAGCCUCCACCAACAGAACCGUCUACACCUUUGUUGGCUCUCCGGACGCUGUGGUGGAGGGAGCGCUGAACGCCGCGCGCCAGGCCUUCAGCCUCAUCGACAUGAGCAAACACUCAGGUGAGCAUCCUCGUACCGGAGCCAUGGAUGUUUGUCCCUUCAUCCCCGUGCAGAACGUCACCAUGGAGGACUGCGUCUCUUGUGCCAACCUGUUCGGACAGAGACUGGCAGACAUGCUGCACGUGCCUGUUUAUCUUUACGGAGAAGCAGCACGAAAAGAGACGCGCAUCAGUCUUCCAGCCGUGAGAGCCGGAGAGUACGAAGCUUUACCCGACAAGUUGAAACGUGACGGAUGGGCUCCAGACUUCGGCCCCGCCUCCUUCGUACCGUCCUGGGGCGCCACGGUAACGGGCGCUCGCAAGUUCCUGAUCGCCUACAACGUGAACCUGAUCGGCACCAAAGAGCAGGCGCACCGCAUCGCGCUGGACGUCAGGGAGCAGGGCCGGGGGAAGGACCAGCCGGGGCUGCUGAAGAAGGUGCAGGGGAUGGGCUGGUACCUGGACGAGGCCAACAUCGCCCAGGUCUCCACCAACAUCCUGGACUACGAGCUGACGCCGCUCCACAGCGUGUACGAGGAAGUCUGCCGGGACGCUGAGGAGCUGAACCUGCCGGUGGUGGGCUCUCAGAUCGUGGGUCUGAUCCCUCUCAAGGCUCUGCUGGACUCUGCAGACUUCUACAUCAGCAGAGACCGACUCUUCAUCAUCGAAGAGGAGCACAAAGUCCGACUGGUGAUCAGUAAACUGGGUCUGGACUCUCUGGGUCCGUUCAAUCCAAAGGAGCGAAUCAUAGAGUACAUGGUGAGGUCUCAGGAGGACGGGCGGCUGGUGUCUUUGUCUCUGCAGCAGUUUGUUCGGAGCGUCGGAGCUCGGACGGCGGCUCCAGGAGGAGGAUCGGUUUCUGCUGCUGUCGCUGCGCUGGGGGCAGCGCUGGGGGCCAUGGUGGGUCAGAUGACGUAUGGUAAGAGGCAGUUUGAGAACCUGGACGGUGUGAUGAGGAGACUCAUCCCUCCGUUCCAUCAGGCCAUGAACCAGCUGCUGCUCAUGGUGGACGCCGACGCCUCCGCCUUCAACUGCUACAUGGCGGCGCUGAAACUGCCGAAGAGUACAGCAGAGGAAAUAAAGAGACGUGAAGCCGCCCUGCAGGAGGGUCUGCAGCGAGCGGUCUCGGUGCCGUUGGCUCUGGCUGAGAGGGUCAACGUGCUCUGGCCUCCGCUCAAAGAGAUGGUCGCCUACGGCAACGUCGCCUGCAAGUCUGAUGCUCAGGUGGCAGCUAAGGCGUUGGAGGCGGCCGUGUUUGGAGCUCACUACAACGUCGUCAUCAACCUCCGAGAAAUCACUGAUGAGCGCUUCAAACUGGCCACUCAGCAGAGAGCGUCGGCGUUGCUGCAGGAAGCCAAGAGCAGCGCCGCCGCCGUCCUCGAGGCCGCCGACAAGAGAAACUGAGACACGAAGAAAUCCAUAAAGAUUCAAAUAUAACACUCUGUAGUUAGGCACGGC